Molecule: messenger RNA, 2360 nt
Organism: Gadus macrocephalus (Pacific cod)
Lineage: Eukaryota; Metazoa; Chordata; Actinopteri; Gadiformes; Gadidae
Product: neurogenic differentiation factor 6-A-like
Exons: 2
Coding region: 64-1326 (420 amino acids)
Molecular function (GO): protein dimerization activity
Source: RefSeq, a predicted model, not a curated record
GGUGGGGGUGGAGGAGGUGGGGGUGGAGGAGGUGGUGGUGCUGGGGAUGGAGGAGGAACGCUGAUGUCUCUCCAAGAGAUGGUUUUCCUCUCAGUGUCGGCUGCUCUGGACGGAUCUUCAGUGACUCCGGGACUUAAAGCGAGCGACAUGUUGACCUCCGCUCUGGCCGAGAGGACCCUGGAGAGCACCCCAACCCGGGGGCCGGACAGCCCAUUCCGCCCCUCUGGAGCGCACUGCAAGGUCAGCACCAAGUCCCAGCCCCGCGAGCCCGGGGGGAGACCGGAGUGGCUCGGCCACACGCCUGGCCCCGGGAGAGACCGGCAGCAUGACCGGGUCCCAGACGGGGCGCGCGAGGCGGAGGAGGAGGAGGAGGAGGAGGAGGAGGAGGAGGAGCAGGAGGAGGAGGAUGGCGGUCAGGAGGGGGACGGUCUCCCGCGCCGCAGGGGUCUUCGGAGGAGGAGGGUGACCCAGGCCCGAUGGGACCGCGUGAGGCUGCGGCGCAUUGAGGCCAACACGCGCGAGCGGAACCGCAUGCACGGGCUGAACCAUGCGCUGGACGCGCUGCGCAGGGCGGUGCCGUGCCCCUCGAGGACCCAGAAGCUCUCCAAGAUAGAGACGCUCCGCCUAGCCCGGAAUUACAUCUGGGCCCUGAGCGAGGUGCUGAGUGCUGGGAAGAGACCCGACCUGCUGGCCUUCGUCCAGACCCUGUGCAGAGGCCUCUCCCAGCCCACCGCCAGCCUGGUGGCCGGCUGCCUGCAGCUCAGCGCCCGGCCCUCUGGCCCCGAGCCCCGCGUGGAGGCCGCCUUCCCCGGGCGCGCUACGUUCGAUACCGUCUAUACGCCCUACCGCUUUCGCCAUGAUGCUGGCACGGGGCCCUGCGCCUCCGGCGGUCAUGAGGGUGGCAGCGGCGUCAGCAGCGCGGAAGGAGGUGGCAGGCCGUUCCCUGCGUACUCCGCAUUCUGCGGGCUGGCGGCGACCUACCAGCCUUUCUACGAGAGAGCGUCCCCCGAGUGCUCGAGUCCGACGUGCGACGGCGGCGCGCUCAGCCCCCCACUCCACUACCACGGGAUAUUCUCCCUGAAGCACGAGGGGCCCUCGGAACCGGAGGGGCACUCGGACCCGGACGGGACGCGCUGCCGCUUCGGGACGUGCCGCCGCUUCGGGACGUGCCGUUGCGCAGCGGCUUCUGGCGGUGCAGCUCUGCGCCGCUGCGCCGCAGCGGACGCCCACGUCCCGUACGACGUCCAGCUCCGAGAACAGUUCCUCACGGCGCAGGACCAGUUGAACAUCGUGCAGGACCAGUUCUACACCGCCUUUCAACAGUAGCGAACCGCCGUGGAGCGGUAACACUUAUCUUAAGAGGGAGGACAGAACUCCCCUCAGACGGGGCGGCCCGGCUCCCGUCUGGACGGGGCGGCCCGGCUCCCGUCUGGACGGGGCGGCCCGGCUCCCGUCUGGACGGGGGACCAAGUCUGGACCUCAGGACCUCAGGGUCUGGACGUCUGGACUUCAGGGUCUGGGCCAGGGUCUGGACCUGGACCAAGAGGUUGUUAUUUAGCUGAUCGUUAAUCAGUCUCCAUCUGAUCUCAGAAGCCUUGAGGUUAAUGAGCUCACAGUGUUUGGUUUUCCUGCAUUUUGGGAAUCCUGCAUUCUGAAAGAGAGGUCACUGGUAUAAUCUGAGUGAUGCCUGACACACACACACACACACACACACACACACACACACACACACACACACACACACACACACACACACACACACACACACACACACACACACACACACACACCAAGCUAUUGUUUGUUGUUUUAGAGAGUCAGUAUAAAUAAAGAAUAAAUAAGAUAAACUAUGCAAUUUCUGUGACGAAAAAUCAUGGGCAGAGAUGGAAUGUUAUAUGUUAUGAUGCUCUCCGUAAUGGGAUUUUGUUUCAUUUAAUCAUUUAUUCCCUUGAAUUUGAGCGACCAGUGUACAGAAAUACUAGACGAAUGGUUCAGUAAUAAAGAUGUUAGGUUUUAAAAUACUUAUGUCAUUUUAAAGCUGGGACUCAGCAGCAGUUUGAUGUGCCAAGUUUAUUAUCGUCCGUCUGAUUUAUUCUGAUGAUGGAAUGAUAAAAAAACAAUACAUUUGCCCCCUCUGUAUUUACAAAAUAGGGGGUAACGAUUUAUGAAUGUUCUGCUGGGACUGGACUGAUAGGAGGGGCUGUCAUUAAAGGCUUAUUGAAGUCUCCAGGAAGGAGUUUCUAAAGAAUAAACCUAGUGUAAAGAAAGACACUGCCUGAUGUUACCUGUAUCCUAUGGUCUGUAUUGAUGUCACGUGCAUUUUAUUUGCGGAAAUCGUAAAUAAAAAAACAUGAAUCAAA